Molecule: messenger RNA, 1134 nt
Organism: Protopolystoma xenopodis
Lineage: Eukaryota; Metazoa; Platyhelminthes; Monogenea; Polystomatidea; Polystomatidae
Source: the annotation of a GenBank genome assembly
AUGUGUCAAUAUAUUUCGUCUCUUUACAAAGGAGGGCACUUUUCACCCCGAACCGCUCUCGGCAUCGAUGGAUACACCAACUCAGCUCGCUUUGAUCCAAACGAAUUCACCGUCUCCCAUGAUGCUCUUAAACGAGGCGAUUCCUACUCCGGCCUUGAGAUAAACAAAGUCUGCACUCAAAAAGGCGAGGAUGACAUUGAUGAAGAUCUUGGUGGCGAAGAUUAUGAUAUGGAGGAAGAUGACGAUAUGGAGGAUAUGGGAGAAGAGGAAGACUACAUUCCAGACAUAGAGGAACUAGAGGCCGCUGAUCUUGCUCGACAGCACCAAGAGGCCGAGUGGCUCCGACAACAGCAGCACCAACAACAGCAAAUCUUGCCUAGGGGUUCUCAGUUUUCCCCAUUAAGACCUACCUCCGGCUACGUUCCCCUUGAUACCCAUCACCCUCGUCCACAGCAACAGCAGCAUAAAAUGCAACUGCAGCAACAGCGACAGGAUCAGAGCAAACGACAGCAGCAGAAUUCGAGCUUGGUUCAGCCAUUUCAUCGGCUUGACACAGUUUCAGGGCCUGCUCGUCCACAGCAUGCGCGCAAACCGAUCCCUUUGGCAACUCUUCGUUCGCAAGAUGAGUUCCCUACCGAUGUCAGUCAUCCAUUUGACCAGCAUAUUCAAUUACCACAACACCAACGUCAAAUGAAUCCUCAGAGUUCCCUGCUUUCUACACAUUCGAACCCUGUCCGCUCAAAGCCGAUGCGCUGCCAUUUCGUCCCCGCCAAUUCAUCUGCUUCAAGUCUUGAACUUGGUGCUGUCUCACGCCAGCCGCCUCGGUCGGAUGACUCUUAUUUGUCUACACAACAACAUCAAAGGACUGUAUUAUCCACUGUUCCUCCCUCCGGUGGCGGAGUCUUCCAUGGCGAUUGGAUUGAGACUGGCUGUACAUCUUUGAUGGCAACCAAUGCGGCCACUGGUUUUCCUAGAGGUUACAGAGUGGUCCGCUCAAUAGGGCCAGCCGAGAUCUUGCGGAAUGCUGGUGGUGUCCCUAGCGUCUCAUUAGGACAUCGUGAGCGACAGGGAACAUGCUCCAUGGCCAGCCAAGAGUCAAAUGCCAGGGAUCCUGACCUAGGCCCGUCGUGGUGA